AUGUCUUGCAAUGAGAUCUAUUUGUCAUAUCUGUUGGUGAGCCAACACUUCGGCUCAAUCGUGGCUUCAGUGGCCAAAGUGUUGCUUCACAGCGGAUCCACUCCUUUGCCAUUGAUUGCCAAAGAGUGCAAAGAGUCGGCACUAAACGUGAAGAAGUCGUUAAUGACAUUAAUUCAACACAAUUUUGUCACUUCGGAGACCAAUAGUAAGGGCUUUGUUGAGUACACCAUAGAUGUGGAGGAAGUGUUGUCACUCUUGCGAUAUCCCAAAUAUAUUUACGUCUCGAAAGUGCUUUUGGGAGACGAAGCGGAAUACAUGUGCGAAGAACUGCUCAGACAUGGAGUGAUGACAAUGAGUCAAACCAUUCAACUCGUGGUCAACCGAUUGGCGCUGGCGUUGGAGACCAACGACUGUCACAAUCUGGUCCGCAAUGUUCACCGAGUGUUCACUCAAUUAGUGUCAAUGCAUUUCAUCCAAAGAGCCCACACUUUAGACGACAAUCAAACCAAUUAUACACUCAUUAAGACGAGUGAAGCCCUACAAGAAGAGGCGGAUCUCAUGUAUUCAUUGCCUGAAAUUAAUUUGAAUUUAAUUGCUGUCAAAAGUGGUGUCGAGUCCACUGAUACUGUGGUCGUGAAGAGCGAAGAACCGCUCGUAAAGAGACGUAAAACGAGUAAAGACUCAAAAGAUGGCAAACAAUUAGAUUUGAAUAUCUACUGGAAAAUCAAUUUAAAACGUUUUAAUCACUAUUUAAGGGAUCAGUUAAUAGUGGACGCGAUUAACACUCAUUACGACGACCCGAUCGCCGGUCAGAUCGUCCGCAUUAUUCUGCGUCUCUCCGAAGUGUCCACUCAUUCAAUGCAAUCGCAAACGUAUCCGCUCUCCAAACACGACAUCAUUCGGGAAGCGCUCAAAGAGAAGGUGUGUUCCGAGGCUUUACAAGUGGAACAGUAUUUGCUUUGCUUUCAGGAAGACAUGAACUUUCGGUUUGUGGUGAAGAGCGAAGACCGAAACGACGGCAUGUAUUCGGUGGACAUAAUGAGGACAUUAGACAAAUUGGUUGAGAACUGCUUGUCAUCGAUCGUUCAAAACCGUUAUUGUAGUAAAAGUUCGCGUAUUUUCCGCCUCUUAAUCGAUAAGAAGUAUUUACAACAGAAACAGAUGGAAGACAUGGCAAUGAUUCCGUCUAAAGAGUGCAAACAACUCACGUAUAAUCUCUAUACCAAUGGUUUGCUUAAAGUACUCCAAUGUCCCAAAACGUCAGACUACGCGCCCUCCAGAACCUACUUCUUGUUCUCUGUCGACAUGAAUGAUGUCUCCCAACAGACACUUCAGCGCUGCUAUCAAUCGGUGUCUAACGCUAUCAAUCGGCGUCUCUUCGAAGUGCAACAAAACAAAUCACUUCUCGAACGCAAGAACUUCAUCGACGCUAUUAUAUCGAGUUUAGAGCGCCAACAGUCGGUCCAAGACGUCGAACAGCAGAUCCAAGACCUGAAGAAUUCGUUCUCCACUCACGACAACGAACUGAUGGACAAAGUGAACAAAAAUGUGAAAAAGUUAGAGCAAAGCGAACUCAAAACCGAUGAAACGAUAUUCUUGUUGAAGACAUGGCUUGUAAUGAAACAAAUUAAUCAUAAAAGUGCUCAAAAAGUUACCACAAAAAAGACAAAAGUCAUAUAA
Messenger RNA from Medioppia subpectinata, 1680 nucleotides. NCBI's taxonomy places the organism in Eukaryota, Metazoa, Arthropoda, Arachnida, Sarcoptiformes, Oppiidae. The record is from the annotation of a GenBank genome assembly.